Molecule: messenger RNA, 522 nt
Organism: Phoenix dactylifera (date palm)
Lineage: Eukaryota; Viridiplantae; Streptophyta; Magnoliopsida; Arecales; Arecaceae
Source: RefSeq, a predicted model, not a curated record
AUGAACCAGGUAUUCAUGCCGCACCUCAGUAAGUUUGUAAUUGUCUUCUUCAACGACAUCUUGAUCUAUUCAAAGACCCUAGAAGAACACAUGCGGCACCUAGAUCUAGUCUUGCGCACCUUGGAAGAAUAUCACUUCUUCAUCAAGCCUUCCAAGUGCGCCUUUGUUCAGACCGAACUUGAUUACCUUGGGCAUGUAGUAUCCGGGGAUGGUGUUCGGGUGGACAUCCGAAAAAUUGAGGUCAUGACGGAUUGGCCGCUACCCAAAGAUAUUUCGGCCUUGAGGGGAUUCCUAGGACUCACCGGCUACUACCGACGGUUCGUCAAGGGCUAUAGCCUCAUUGCAAAGCCACUCAUGACCAUGCUGAAGAAGGAUGGGUUUGAAUGGACCCCUGCAGCCCGCCAAGCAUUUGAAGAUCUCAAACGGUCCAUGACUCAGACCCUGUGCUUGCAUUACCUGACUUCAGCAAGCCAUUCCAAGUUUUCACCAAUGCAAGCAAUGACGGGAUUGGCGCGGUCUUAG